Messenger RNA from Babesia bigemina, 3492 nucleotides. RefSeq lists its product as hypothetical. The record is from RefSeq and is a predicted model, not a curated record. NCBI's taxonomy places the organism in Eukaryota, Apicomplexa, Aconoidasida, Piroplasmida, Babesiidae. The transcript has a single exon. The coding region runs from base 1 to 3492 and encodes 1163 amino acids. Gene Ontology annotation, molecular function: metal ion binding.
AUGCAUGUAACUACGAUUAUAAGUGAGCUGAAGGAGGCCGCUUGGUUCAUUGAUAAGAGCAAGAACAACGGCAAUACUCCUAGCGGUUACAGCGGUGACAAAAAUGGUAUCAAAGAUUACAUGGUUUUGCUAAGCAACGGUCUUGGUGAUACGUCGAAUUGGAGAUCACACGGAACUGGUAAAGUGUCUGGCCUCCAAACGAUCACUACUGCUAUUCGGCAAUUGCAUCAAGACAGUCUGAACAGAAGCAUCACAAUCACCGGUGGCAUCGGCAACAUUGGGAUUGAGCUCACCAACCUUCGAAAUAACAUCUUGCUCAACAGUGACAAGAAGGACGUGAUCAACAGAUUGGAAGAUCUGCAUGACGCCGGCUUUGCCAAUAAUGAAACCUGGCCUGAUCAAGCAUCCACCAAGGGCCUCGAGACCAUCAAGCAAGACAUCACCAACGCUCUCAGUGACAUACAAACCCAGGUUACCGAUAACCUGGGAAUCCUCACCACCUUUGAUGAGGCAGCUCUCAAACAGUUCGAAGCGGUGAAGGAGAAUCUCACACAGCUCUGCGAGGCCAUCAAAACUGAAGGCACAUACGGCGUGGAUAAUCUCAGGGCAUUGCUCAAUACGACGAUAAAGGAGAAAUUGGCGCGUAUUAAGAACAAACUUGGUGAGCUACAAACCUUUGAUUUAAGCGCUGCAAUCAGGGAUGCUGAGAACUUCCUCACCAGCGCCGAUCCAACAGCCCAGGCAACAAUCACGUCAAUCAGAGGCGUAGUAAGCUCCAACGUCGAAGAAGCCCAGAACGAUCUCAUCACCCAAGUCAACAAGAACUACGUCACGUCAGUGAAAGCCAUUCUGCUAGAGUUCGCGGAGAAAGCCGAGAAGGAGUUGGCGCCUCUACCUAAGGAAAUCACCGACGAUUUGGACAUCGGUUACAAGGGGUUCAUGAAGAAAUUUGAGAAGCACUUCGUAACGCACGAAAAGUCAAUCAAGACCAUCAAAGACAUAAAUCCUAAGCCCGUUGCGCAAGAAAAAUCACCAAUGAGUCAGGCGGCAGCAAAGUUCUUUGGAAGCCUAAAUAGGUUUUUGCAUGAUCUAGAGAAGCAGCCGGACUUCAAAACGGACUAUGAAAAAAUUAAGCCAACACGUGACGCGCUGGCUAAGUUGUUCGGAGAUCUUGUCACUUCGGAGUACUUCAAUCACGAGUUUUCUCGAAAUCUAUCGGCGCUGAAAGUAACGCUCAGUGAAUUGAAGCCUUCAUUAUAUGGUGAAGGGAAUACCCCUUCGCUUCUCAAUGCUCUGAAGAACGGUUUCACGACUUCGGCAACGGAGCUCAACAAUGCGUACAUCUCGACCUACGACAGUGAGAGGUUUGGUGCUAACCUUGAAGAAAAAGGGAAAUUAACAGCGUACGGAACCAAGUUAAGUAAGGUCUGCUUGACCGUAGUUUCGACGUCAUACAAUGUGUUGAACACAGUGAGGAAGUACUCCGGUACCAUGUGGAGGUCUGACAAGAUAAAUCAAUCGACACCAAUCGGACACUUUCUCGGCAACAACGGAUACGUCGUAUCCAAGGACAUACAAGACGGCCAGUUGCGGAACGGAGAUGGUAUGCUAGGCUGGCAUGUUUACAAAAGCCUCGUUAAGAAUGCCGAUGGCCGUGUCUACAGACAUCAUGAUGCUGAUAAGGACAACGGUCCACUUAAAACUCUGCACAACUGCAUCGAAACAUAUUAUGAAGUCUGUCACCAGUCCACUUUCGCUGCGAAGCGACAACCAUCUUCCGUGUUUGAAAUGCUGUGCUGGUUGUGUGGGUUGCCGUGCAAUUCUGUAUAUGAUGCGUUGUUGCGUGACACGAUGAGUGAGUUAUUCGAGGAUCCAAAGAAGCAAACGACGGAAGCCGGCGAGGACCAUGAGUUCACGCUAGUCACGCCAGAUUCCUUAUACCUGAACGCGUACCCGAGUAACAUCACGUAUGGCAAUAGCGUAAAGGCAGUGCGCCACCUCUGUCUGAGAUCCUACGAUCUGCUGACUGCAAUCCUCGGCACCGGAGACGCGUACUCCAUGUACGCCGUCGACUUUUGCAGUAAUUCACUAAAUCUACACUACCCGUCCAAAGGCGACGACUGCCUACAAAUGCUGCUUGACAUCCUCCGUAGUUUAUUGCCAUCGCUCAACUUCUUGCACAGUCAGUGUGAGUUGACUGCCGAACAUCGCGGUUGGUCCGACUGUUGGUACGGUAAAGGCGUAGAGUCAUCCAAAUCGCAGUGUAAUGAUCACUCAACGGGCAAAGCAGCGUGCCAAGCAGAUGGUCAACCAAAGUGCCAGGCAAAGUGCCAACCAACGUCGCCACUUCAGUCUUAUUUGUCCGAUUGCCUUACCGGCCACUUGCCUCACCAGGUAAGCAGCAUCGGUUGCAAGGCCAAAUGUGCGACGUGUCCUAAGGUUCUCCCUGGGCAACCGUGCAUUACUCCUCUCGGCUUCCGUGGCUUUUCAGGUAGUAUGAAGACAGGUAAAGACUUAUGCAAAGCGCUAACCAAAUUCUUCUUCGAUGUGCAAUAUUCAUCGUUGCUUUGCUUGAUGCCCAAACCGCCAUCUACGUUACCAGAACACUACCAGUUUGUAUCUACAUUAGUGCGUAUGCUGGAGAAUAGCAAAGGCGUCAACGACAGUGCCGUCAAAACAUCAUUUGAAACGGCGAUUAAAGAGAUGUCUAUUGAACUGUACAAGGACACGAGUGACUUCACGAAUGCGCUUCAGAAAGCUUAUCGCAGCCACGACAGCUCCAGACAUGCCAAAUACUCAGAAGCCGACCUGUCCACGCUUUCGGUAUCGACGCCAUGUACGUUUGCUAGUAGCGAUAAGCUUCAUUGCGCUCCGUAUCUUAAAUCUCUAUGCGAGGAUUCAUACACCUAUCUCGCCGAGAAGCAUUCAGAACUGUAUUUUUCAUGGGCUCUCUAUUUACCAUUGGCAUUGUACGAUUGCUUGAAAUCACUGCUGGACUCAUUCGGCAAUAUCUCCUGCCGCGACUGGGGAUGCAGUCGUUGUACGCAUGGCACCAAAUGUUCUCGCGGUAAGCACGGCAUUGAGAACUGUCAGUGUCGUGGACUUGUCGAAUGCCGCGGUGUAAGUAGUACCUUCUACAGUUACGGAUUCACAUUUGGCGAUUCGACUAAAUUGCACGGCGAUAGCAGUAAGAGUUACUGCCAUCAUUUUUACAUACAACUGAAAAAUGUACUGCAAUCAACACAUUUCACAGCUUUGUUCAAGGAGUGCGACAAAUAUAUCUUCACCAUCAGACAGCCGUUUAUAUGGCUCAACGUCGCACUUUGGUCACUAUCCCUCUUCUACCUCAUCUGCGUAAUGGUUGGCAGACUGGAUGUGCUCCACAUCCGCUCACACCUGAGGAUACCAUCAUCGCACAGGAUAACGGCGCAGUCAUUGUUGGCAGCAGCGCAAGUCGGAAGGCUUGCCAAGAUAUCGUACCUACAACCGUAA